This is a messenger RNA of Trichoderma aggressivum f. europaeum, 1410 nucleotides long. RefSeq lists its product as uncharacterized. Gene Ontology annotation, molecular function: GTPase activator activity. The coding region runs from base 1 to 1410 and encodes 469 amino acids. The record is from RefSeq and is a predicted model, not a curated record. Lineage: Eukaryota; Fungi; Ascomycota; Sordariomycetes; Hypocreales; Hypocreaceae. The transcript has a single exon. Gene Ontology annotation, cellular component: cytosol. Gene Ontology annotation, biological process: positive regulation of TORC1 signaling.
AUGGACCCCACGCGCAUGCUAAUCCUUCAUCUGCAGCUAUGUCUGGCCCAUUACUGUGACAUCCAUGGGCCAACUCCCCUGAUGGUCACCGAGGGUCUGGCAACGCCCUGUAGCGUCUGCUACGAAGGUUCAGCCGCAGCAAGCGACAAACCCCCACGCUCGGCUCCAGCUACAUCGGAGCCGCAGCCUCGGGCGUCUUCAGCCGCAGUUACCGACGGUAUUCGAGAUUUGAGCUUAUCACAGGAUGGCCAGUCUCCUCGCCCAACUUUACGUCGAUCUCCCGGCACUGGUGCCAGCACCGGUAAUGACGGCGGCCUGGACACGCCUCCCGAGAGCCCACGGCCCUUGUCGCAGCAGCCACGGCGAGAUUCGAGUUACCGUAGGACCUAUGACGAAACUGUAACCCGAAAACAAGGCCCUUGCGACAAUUGCGCCAUGACGUUGCCCCGCAGGCAGCAAAACGCAGCGGCCGCUGGGGAAGACGCCAUUGACCCGCGAUCACCAACCUUGCGUACCCGCGCGCCAGCCGAGCGUGUCUUUCUCCCCGUCGACCCAGCCUCGCCCCCAAAUUCGCAGUCAUCUAGUGACACAGAUGCGGAUCACGAGCUUCCGAGGCAGCCUCGCAGUAGGAGAAAUGUGUCGUCUGUCAGUUCUCGGACUACAUCGUGCUCUAGUACGUCUACGACUUCUGAGCGUCACCCCAGCCAUGUGCACUACGUGGAUUACACAUCGACUCAUGAGCCAAUCCUACCCGACUCCUUUUCUCUGAUUCGUGCCUCAUGUCUGCGAGCUCUGUCUUUUGAAACUCUCCCGCGAGCUCCUUCAACCGCCACGCCAGCCUCUUCCCCCCAACACCACAACUCUCCGUCCUUUGUCACCACGCAAAGUGCAGGCUCGGCCGCGUCGGGUGGUGCCAUCUUCUUUGGCGAUUCGUUAGCUGGGUACACAACGGCUUACAUCUUUCGAAUCCCUGACGUCCACGCCCGAGGCCACAAACGAGUCUAUGCCUUCUUAGCCCUGAGCACUCACAAAGAGAGACUGGCCAUGAAAACAUUUGCCAUCGUUUCCUCUGCCUUCCGGGAGCUCGCUACUUGGAUCCAAACGCUUGCCGAGUCCGAGGCUGAGCGCACCGCAGAAUCUUCCCCUAUUGGCAGCGUCUUACAGAGCGGCGGACCUAGCAGCCAUGUGGCAUCAUCGUCCACCAUGGACGCACCGAAUGUGGAUCGCAGCGGCAGCAGCUUUCUGACGGGAGGCAGCGGCUUCACCAGACGCAUGGGAGGCCCUGGUGGCGUCUCCUCACUCAAAGCCCGUGGCCUUGCGGAGCUUGUCGGACAGCCAGACUUCUUCAUCACCCUGCACAAGAAAUUCGUGCAGCUCUUGUUCGAAGUAGGCGUGUCUUUGAACUCAUAA